Molecule: messenger RNA, 1968 nt
Organism: Paraglomus brasilianum
Lineage: Eukaryota; Fungi; Glomeromycota; Glomeromycetes; Paraglomerales; Paraglomeraceae
Source: the annotation of a GenBank genome assembly
AUGCGUGUUUCUCGUCGACCGUUUUCUUUCGGUUUGUUCGUCGAUCCCCAGCCUGCCAAACACUCUUCCAUCUACAACAAGCGAGAACUCUAUUUACAGAAUACUUAUGUGUAUACCGAUGGAAGCCAUUACUUCGGCAACACUGCACAUGUAAUUCCUGUUCCAGUCAAGGCUGUUCAAACAAAGGAUCAAUGUUUGCCGAAUCAAAGGCUCUUUCUAAAAGCUCUUAAGCAGAUUGUCAGCACUAAUGGUGAGAAUAAUGUUAGCAGGAGAAAAAAGAAUACCGAUGCAGCCAAAGCAUUUAAUGCACUACGUAAUCUUACAUUCUCGCGCGAUAAGACAAAUGACACGGAGGCUUUAGAAUUUUAUGCAGCUGUUAGUGCCGAGUAUCGUAAUCAUCCAUUCUACGUGAGGCUAGUUUCAUGCCUGAUGAAAGACUGCUCUAAUUGUGAUCGGCUUGAUCUGUCCGAGGCCGUGUUUGCUAAGUACGUACGUGAAGCUACGGCCAAAGGAGACAAUUCGCCUCACCACAUUAUUGUAUGGAAUACUUUGAUCAAGAUCUAUGUCAAAAAGGGAAUGGUGAAGAAGGCAACCAAAGUUUAUGAGAUGAUGUCAUCAUAUAAGCAGAUGCCCGACGUAGUAACGCACAAGAUCCUAUUGAACGCAAUGUCAAAGACUAAAAACCUGGAUUUCGCAUUUGCUAUUCUUGAGAGGAUGCUAUUCAUAAAACGAACACUUAAUGCAGCCUCUCUGAAUACUCUCAUACAGGCCUGUCUUGCGAUGAAUGAUAAUGAGUCUAAGAAAAGGGCCGAUUUUGUAAUUGAUGCAAUAAGGCGAUUGAAAUUGGGCCCAAAUGGACAAACGUUUGUUAUUCUAUUACGCCACUGUACAGAACUUGCCAAACUGGAUGAGCUUUGGUCACUCAUUAUUGAUGCUGGAUAUCAAACUGAUCAUACGACACAAGUAGAAUUCAUGAAAGCAUGUCGAAGGCUAAGCUUUAACGCGUCUAGUAUGAACCAUAGAGAAGGAUUUGUCAAGUGUUUCGAUUAUUUUUUACGAAUGAGGGAAGUGUCUAGUUCGGAUGACGUCGCUGUGGGUGUUUAUAAUGAGUUAAUUGAGGCGUGUGGACAUUAUGGGAAUGUACAAGGUGGGACGCGUUUGAUCCGGGAGAUGUGGGAGAACAAUCUUGAACCCAGACUCAGAGUAUAUAAAUGCAUCCUUAAUGCUUUUGGAAGAAGUCACGAGAUCUUUUCAGAACAGGAGAAAGUUAAUCUAAUUGAACGAAAUCUCUUUUUCGCCACGCUGCCUGGUAUAAUUUUUCGACUAAGAAAUGAAAUUAUGCCAAUGUGGCUGCUGAAUACGAUUUUGAUGGCCGUGGGGAGACUCGGAGAUGCACAUGUUAUGAUGAAUCUAUAUAACAUGAUCGUUUGUAGGGACUUGGGAUAUCGAACCGAAUCUGCUUCAAUCGAGGGAUUGAUUGCAAGUAGAUUGGGGGCUGUUUCGGUUGACAUAUCUCUCGCUAAUUCGUUUAUUAAUGCCAUGUCGUCUGAGCAGCUGAGGUCAUCCGUGCUUUCAAUAUUUUAUCGGUUGCCGAGAUCUCUUGUCCCUAAUAAUAGAACGAUAAAGUAUUUAUUUUCGAGUAUAAGAAGCGCCAAUGAUGUACAAUCACUCUUCACCCCAUACUGCGUUGCCAUUGCUAGUCGCCCGAUGAACAUUAGUUUGGACGAAUUACAGGAAACACUGUAUGAUGUUGUCUAUAAAAUAUCGCCUGGUAGAACUAAUGUUAAUUGGAGCGAUGGGUAUGCGGGUGGGGGGUUACUAAAAUCUAAGACAGAAUUCUCUCGUGAUACUGUGUUGAGAACUAUAACUAAAUGUAUAUCACGAGAGAUAAUACAUAUACAACAGAGCACAGGGAUUGAUGAGUGUUUGGAUCUAUUAGACGGAUACAAUAAAAUGGGUGCUAACUAA